AUGCUGUUAUGUCUGCUCUUGAGGCAAUCCUCGUUUGCGCAUUUCCUCUAUGACAGCGCGGAUGUGGGUGUUCACAAGUGCGAGUUUCAGGGCAAACUGGGUGACAAGCAGGUACGACUGUACGUAUUUCUGACCGCAUGUACACGGCCCAAGGAGGUGGACCUCCCUGCAGCAGCUGCCGCCGUACGAGUCCCAGUGGUGGCGGCGGCGGCGGCCGGCUCUACUGCUGCAGCGGCAGAGGCGGGCGGCAGAAGGCGCGCCGCCAUCGCAGCGGAGGCGGCGGAACGGCCGUACGGCAGCAGCCAUACUGCCUCAUCCUCCCGGUCCUCUUCCCUGCCGCCGCCGCCGCCGCCACCAAACCUGUUCCUGUCGGGAUUCACGUUCUUGAUGGACCUCGGCGAUUGCGUCACUUCCACGCAGCUGCAGCAGCCGCUAUCGACGCUGCUCUGGGCUGCCAGGCGGCCGCAGGCGGAGUUCUUCCUUCCGGAUGCCGUUCUCAGGCGAGCAGCAAGCAGCAGCGAUGGCAGUAGCAGUAGCAGCAGCAGUAGCAACAGCUACAAUAGCAACAGCUACAACAAAAGUGUAGAUGCAAACCGUGGCACUGGAAAUGAUGUUACAGAGAGUAGCAGUACGACUGGCAGUGGGAGCAGCGGCGAGGGUAGCAGUAGCAGCAAUGCUGGCGGUGGCGAUGGAAUUAGCUUGUUGGGGGAUGAUGGCCGUACAGCACAGGGAGGUCGACGGAGGCUUAUGCAGGAUGGUGAGCUGACGGCGCCGCCGGGGCCCCCGCCGCCGGCACCGGACACCUUUCCGGGCGCUGUACGUGAGGCAGGUCUGCAGUUGGUGAACGGCACGUAUGGCAUCAUCCGUAUCAGAUCGCUUCACUCGCGGCAGCAGUAUGACAUGCAUCUGUCGUACCGCGAUACCGUACAAUGGCUCAUCAAUCCUAGCCUCCGCAAGGAGCCAGGCCGCCUUGUUGUACGACUUUCCCUGGAGCCAACCGAGCUGGCAGCGAUUGCUAAUGCCGCUGCCGCCGCUCGUACGGCGACAAAAGGUGCCGUACAAUCCGUACCGCCAGCAUUCGAGGUCACGGCGGAUGGUUUUGAAGGCACGUGUGCCUACACGCCCUCAGCCGGUGACCAGAUGUUGUCGUACACUGAAUCCGGAUCUCGUCAGAGUUUAAUCCCGAGCCUUCCUAUCUGCGGUUGGCUAGAUCCGAAUCGAGUUUCGUACGACAAGUCUAUGUACGAGUUUUGGCGCACCCUUCAGUCACCGCCCUGGAAGCGCCUGCAGCAGCAGAAGAAGAAGCGAAGGCGGCUGCCGCCGCCGCCGCCGCCGCCCCCGCCACUCGCGACCAGCUUCACCCCGCCUAGCUAUAUGGUCAUAUCGCCGUACUUUAACCUUACGCCGUACGAUUUUGCAACGCUGCUUUGCCAUCACCUGGAAUACCAUACGGCACUGGGAAUCCAAAAGUAUUUGGUGUACAUCGAAGAGGGCGAAGAGGGGCUUAUGGCAGAUGCGCGUCUAGCGGCGCUGGCGGCUGCUGGCAGGCUGCAGCUGGUACGUUGGCGGGAGCUGCCGGCCGUCAAACUUCCGGGUACUGAUGUACGACAGCCGUACGCACAUCAGGGUGGGGUCUGGGAUGGUUUGGUGGGUACGACACGUGCCGCUUCCCGUACUGCAAAGCUCAACCACGCUUGGCACUUCCUCUCCCACCUCAACCCCUCAACGCGCUUCCCUCCCUCCCUCCUCACGCCUUUCCGUCGCCGCGAUGUGUGUGUACGGCUCCGGAAGAUUCUGUCGUACAACCACGCGCUUCUGUCGCUAUGGCACUUGGCCGCAGUGGUGGCAGUCGCGGACUUGGACGAGUACUUGCUAACCCAACGGCCCAUGACGUUGGAGCAGGUGGUGUUUUCUUGCUCGCCCCCGGGUCGCUACCCGCCCGGUGCGUUGUGGGUCCCGCGACGUAACGCUCUCUGUACGACAUGCUGGGCGGCCCUGGUGGGUGACCUUCCGGAGACACGCACCGCGUUACGCCGGGCACCGCACGCGCGGUCGCCAAACGGCACGGCGCUGCGAAACGUCUCCGGAAAACAAGUCGGCAACGCGACGCUGGUGGCGGCAGCGGCCGCCCUGGAGCGCCAGAUGUGGCUGACCGCCGCCGCCGCCACCUCCCGCGGCGGCGGCGGCGGCGGCUCCGCCGCCGCCGUUCUGCCGUACCACCCACUAGAGCACUACCGCCACUGGCGGGAGGGCAAUCACCACAAGAGCAUCAUGUAUAGUCACCUGGUGUCGUACUUUGGCGUUCAUAUGUCGUACAGUGCCGUACCGGGGCGGCGGCCGCAUACGGUGGCCCGUUUGGGGUGUGCGGUGUGGGCGCACUUGGGGACUCAGCUGGGUCCCCGGCAGGGCGCUGGGGGGGAUGACGAGGUGGCGGGGGGGAAGGAGGGGGACGACUCCCGCCGUGCCCAGCCAAGGCAAGGCGGGACCACGACGGCGUCGGCGACACCUCCUGCAGAUGCAGGCCGGGGCGUGCAGGUCGAGACGGGAGUGGGGGUACAGAGGACGUCUUAUGGGAGCGGUGAAGGGGCUGUGGCCGUGUUUCCGCCCAGGGCCAGCAACGGUAGAGAAGCGGAGGGGGAGGAGGAGGAGACGGGGGAGGAGGACGGCAACGCGGACAUUCGGGACGGGGACGGGUUUGGGGCUGCUGGUGGGCAGCGGGUUUCAGAUAGGGCCCGGGGAAAGUUCGCUGCGGGUACUGGUGCGGGUGCCGUACUCCCGGUUGAGGGUCGGUACUACUGGGCCCUGAACCAGAGGCUGGGUAGGCGUGUUCCCUGGGAGCGCCACUGGGGGCAGAAGGUGGGGAUGAAGGCGGAGGGGGUGAAGGGAGUUGCGGACGUCUAG
This is a messenger RNA of Volvox carteri f. nagariensis, 2901 nucleotides long. RefSeq lists its product as uncharacterized. The record is from RefSeq and is a predicted model, not a curated record. The coding region runs from base 1 to 2901 and encodes 966 amino acids. The transcript is spliced from 7 exons. Lineage: Eukaryota; Viridiplantae; Chlorophyta; Chlorophyceae; Chlamydomonadales; Volvocaceae.